Messenger RNA from Ctenocephalides felis (cat flea), 4443 nucleotides. RefSeq names its product SEC23-interacting protein-like. Gene Ontology annotation, molecular function: metal ion binding. The record is from RefSeq and is a predicted model, not a curated record. NCBI's taxonomy places the organism in Eukaryota, Metazoa, Arthropoda, Insecta, Siphonaptera, Pulicidae. Gene Ontology annotation, cellular component: COPII-coated ER to Golgi transport vesicle. The transcript has 12 exons. Bases 22 to 4374 code for a protein of 1450 amino acids.
UACAAUAAUCAGUGUGCUGAAAUGGCAGAUAAUAAUAUCAAAAACCUUAAUAAUCCCUUGCUAAGUGCAAAUAUAACUGGUUUUUCAAUAGAGGAUUUUACCCAAAAUCCAGUGUUGUUACCUGUUCCACCAAAACCUGUGCUUGUUCAAAGAGAGCAAUCAGUGACAGCGCAGAAUCUCAACGAAGAACAGUUCAGUGAGAUCAGUUUGGAUUCUGAUAACCAGGAUAACGCUCCUAUAUCGACCCAAGAGGAAACGAAAAGUCCGCUUCUUGAUCUGGACUCGACCAAUGAUUCUCCGAUUCAACCAGCCAGACCAUCUUCUACCAACAGCAAUAGUGCAUUUAGUCAAGUGACAAAUCAAGCCUCGCAACUAAGUGCCCAACUGUCGCAAUUGCCAUCAGUGGCAUCUUCAGUUUUAUCGUCGUUUUCAAACAUUCUUGGAAGGGGCUCAGGCAGUCCUGCCAAUAACCAGCCUAAACAACCAGACGCAUACAAAUCACCACUCGAUAAUUUAGGAGUGGAUUCAGGCAACCAACAAAGCCCCGUGCCUUUGUUAUCAGCUAAUCCAUCAGCAUUAACUGGCAUAGAUCAAAAUAGGCCGCCUAGUACUUCAGGAGUAGUACCACCGCCAGUACCAUUAUUUCCGCCUGGGCAAUGCUCUCAAUCUAACAAUCAGAAACCUCCACCUGUGGGAAAUACUUUUCGCUUAGGGGGAAUCAAAAAGAAAACGUAUGCCCAAAUCCCAGGUUUGAAUACAUCGCACGUGCAACAAUUAGUUGACGCUCCCUUGCAAUCUAAUUCAGUAUUACCAAAUUCCUCGCAGUCACUUCCUACUAAUUUUUUAAAUCCAGAUACGAUACCUUCUAGUUCCGUUCCUUCACCAGGCGCAUUUUCUCAAUCCUCUGAAGUUGCCUCAGUCCAACCUGCUAAUUUUUUUCAACCUUCCCAAUACAUUUCUUCUCCUACUGAUAAUAAUCAACUCGAGGCACUACAAACUUCUCAAAAAUUUCCUGACAUUCCAAAAGUCCAACAAGAACAAGCUAUUACAAACCCGUCAUUUUAUGCACCGCCUAGUUCUACUAAUCAAUCUCAGUCUUUUACUUUAAACACCGGUUUACCUCCGCCACCAAUAUCUAGUAUUCCACAAACUACACCCGUUUCUUCCUUUUUUAAUCCUACACCGCAAUCAACAUAUGCUUCGAAAAUUGUUCCCACACAGACGAUACCUUCACAAUAUGAACCGCCAUUGUCACUAAAUCAGAAUACUUAUAAUAGUUUUUCUUCACCUAUACCGUUUAUUUCAAGUGCAGCUCAUAAAGAAAACAGCCCAAUUCCUUCUAGCAUAUCUCAUUUUCAAUCACCUAAUAACUUGCAGCACACCGAUGCCAGUCAACAACAACUGACUUGCAAUUUACCUAAAUCUAAUUAUCCACAAGCGGGAAGUUAUUCUUCUACAUCUAAUGUAACAGUUUUUAAUCCAGCGUUAGCUGCUAACACAUGUACAACAAGCGAAGUGCCUAAUAUUUCUUCCGCACCUCCAAAUAUCUUACCACCUCCUCCUACAAAAUCUUCUCUAAAUGCGAAAAUAGACAGUAAUUUACCAUCAAAUACUCAAACCUCUAUUCCUGGCCGAAAUCCUUUCAGUAUUCACUCGAUCUCCAAAAAUCGUGCGCCUCCAUCGAUUCCUACAGCGGAUAGUAUUGCAUUUUUCAAUCCCAACCUUGUGAAACAUGAGACAGAAUUAAAGAAUUCACAAAAGGUUUCAAUUAAUACAUCUGAACUGUAUAAUAUUUCGGCACAUAAUGCUCCAAUUGUUGUAUCUGCACGAGAAUAUUGUCCAGGCAGUAAAGUUGAAUCGUCAUCGGUAAGACCUGUUGAAAAUGCCCCUCCAGUGAGUGACGUAGCACCAUUUCUGACAGUGUCUCCUGAAUCAGAGCAAAGCGUUCUACGAUCUUUGGCGCCAGUUAAUACUACCAAACCACCAGUCUCAUCUUUUUUCCCACCAACUUCUAAAGAACAAGUGAUUAAUGCUGUGAAUUUGGUUCAAAAUCCUCCACAAUCGCAAGAUAAUAGCAGAAAAAGUAGCUAUCAAGAAUCUCAAAGUGCUAGUUCAUAUUUUAAUCAAGCUGCGGACAUUAAUAAGUUUAACGAUGUGUCUAACAAAAAUGCAGUAACUUCGAAUAAUCAUGCGGCUCCGACAAUACCUCAAUCCUUCUUCAACAUUGCGAGCAACGUUAAUAGCACUAAUGUAACAAAUCAACAGCCGCAUUAUACAGCUGGUCAACAGCCGCCCGUACCGAAACCUAACAUUACACAGUCGUGCCGAAUUACAUCGGUGCCCCCGAUUAGGACUACCGCUUUCGCUUCGACCAGUUUUGGAAAUAUGGAAAAUACGCCGCCAACCGAAGCACCGGUAUAUGAGCCAGUAACUCAUCACUGGUUUCAUAAAAGAGAAGUUGACAGUAAAGUUAUAUGGACACCUUUUUCACAAAUUGAUUCAGCUGCGCUUGAAAAAGCCUUUCUAUCAGGAAGUAGGAAUGUGACAGUUGCAACAGAUGGAGGUCGUUACGAUGUAAAUGUUACUGAACGAACCAGGUCGCCCGUAUAUUGGCCAGGCGAAGUCACUAACGUGCGAAGGUGCUCGUGGUUCUUUAAAGCUAUCGAUUCCAGAUUUAUGCCCUAUGAAGAGAAUAUUGCUGAUUUACUGGAGGCCGAAUAUCGAAAUUGCACGGAACUCAAUUCAUGGCAUCGUCGAAUUGAACUACCUUACGAUGAAUCCGUAAUGCUACAUGGUCCUACUGUUCUAGUACAUUUUUUGCGAAGUGCAGAACCUCAAGAUACUUGGACAAACGGAGCUCAAACAGCUAACAGACCUCGAAUUGUUAAAAGAGGUGUAUUGGAUUUCGAAUUGGACAAAGGGGAACCAACAAAAGUUGAUCAUCUAUUGUUCCUUGUACAUGGAAUAGGAUCAGUUUGUGAUCUGAAAUUCAGAACUGUUGAAGAAGUCGUUGACGAGUUUCGCGGAAUAUCAUUACAACUGGUACAAUCCCACUAUCGAUCAGCUUGUGAGAGUGGACUUGUAAAUCGAAUAGAAGUUCUUCCUGUCAGUUGGCAUGGCUCGCUUCACUCUUCAGAAACCGGAAUUGAUGAUAAAUUGAAAGCAAUCACUUUAGAAUCUAUUCCAAAACUGAGAGAGUUUACUAAUGGCACUCUACUCGAUGUUCUGUUCUACACCAGCCCUGUAUUUUGUCAGACUAUCAUGCAAACUGUGGGCAACGAGCUAAACAGACUAUAUUCUUUGUUUUUGCAAAGAAAUCCUGGCUAUAAUGGAGGUGUUUCCUUAGGUGGUCAUAGUUUGGGGUCAUUGAUUUUGUUUGAUCUCUUAUGUCACCAAACUCCGCCAGAAGAAUCUGUGAAAGAAAAUCAUAGUACUGAUUCUGAAAUGGAAUCACAUGAAGAUGAUAAGGUUGCGCCUUUAAAUGAAAGGAAACCUUUAAAGAGAGCACUUUCUAAGCGAAUUAACUAUGUUAUUGGCCAUGCAGGAACAGGGCAACCCUUCAUAAAAUAUCCACAAUUAUCUUUUCAUCCUAAUACAUUUUUUGCUCUUGGAUCACCUUUAGGUAUGUUUGUAACAAUCAGAGGUAUUGACACUCUUGGCCUUGACUUUUCGCUUCCCACAUGCCCUGGAUUUUUCAACAUUUUUCAUCCAUAUGAUCCUGUGGCUUAUCGAGUUGAAGCUCUAAUAAAUCCUUCAUUGAAAAAUGUACGACCUGUAUUGAUUCCACAUCAUAAAGGCAGAAAAAGAAUGCACUUAGAAUUGAAAGAAACUAUGUCUAGAGUUGGUGCUGAUUUAAAGAAUCGGCUGAUGGAUUCUGUUAAAAAUACAUGGAAUUCGGUGUAUCAGAUAGCAAUGUUCAAGGGCACACAGACCUUAGAUGAUGUAGUAGAUAAAGCUUUGAGGCAAGAAUUGCAAAUGAAAUAUUCUUCUACUUCAUCUUUGGACUCUGAUGGCGAAAACAAGGCUGACGAAAACUUAGACGAAACGAGCUUACCUCUUGGAAAGCUGAAUCAAGGUCGAAGAGUAGAUUAUGUACUCCAAGAGGCUCCACUGGAAUUUUUCAAUGAGUAUAUAUUUGCGCUCACAAGCCAUGUGUGUUACUGGGAAUCGGAAGACACUAUGUUAAUAAUCAUUAAAGAAAUUUAUUCCUCUUUGGGAGCAACUACAGAUAGUCAGAUUCCGCAGCAAACAAUGACCAUUGAAAGGCCAGUAUACGUACAAAAUGAUGUUGUUCAGCAACAAAACCCAGUGGAAUCAUGUUCCACAAGUUUUAGUCCAAGGCAAGAAAUGUCUAGCGCAGGAUUCAGUAAAUAAAAACUGAUAAUUGUUUUUAUUAAUAAAUAUAUUUAAAUGUACAUACCGAAAUUUUACAUUACUGUUAAU